Oppia nitens is the source of this 1653-nucleotide messenger RNA. RefSeq lists its product as uncharacterized. The transcript is spliced from 3 exons. The coding region runs from base 175 to 1653 and encodes 492 amino acids. The record is from RefSeq and is a predicted model, not a curated record. NCBI's taxonomy places the organism in Eukaryota, Metazoa, Arthropoda, Arachnida, Sarcoptiformes, Oppiidae.
CAGUGAAUCACAUGUUUUGUUUGGUCAUUGAAUUUGAAACCAAAAAAAAAAUAAUAAAAUAUUUUUUUUUAAUUAAUAUUUUUUUUUUGAAUCAAAACAAUCGAUUCAGUGAUCAAAACAUUGUCUAUUCAGUGGUCAGUGGACAACACCGACGGCCAACUAAACAACCAAACAAUGACUUUACGGCGACUAAAAGUUUUGGUAUUUGAUUCGCAACUCUAUUGGCUGUCCAUUGAUGUCCAUCAAAGCUAUCGCCGACGACUCAGCCGCAGUCAUACAAUGGACACCAAUGGUGGCGACACCGCCGCCGCCGCCACUGGCGAUACCCGACAAUACCCGCAGCCGCCGAUGAUAAUUGUCGAAACUGUCAAAGAUUUGAAGCUAGUAUUGGCCAACGAGUUGCCGCCGACGGUAAUCGGUGGCURUUGUGUUGGUGGCGGUGCCGUCGGUGGUCAACAACAACAAGCGUUUGACAUCUAUCUCGAAGACAUACAACUAAUGGACGACCAGACUGUACGGCUGUUUCAGGACAACGAUUUUAUUGAAGUCAGACACCGAUUGAUGCCGACCGGCGGCGGCGGCGGCUGUGGUGGUGGCGGCGGUGGCCAACAACAGACACAUAGACAACAUUUGAAACGAUUGGUGGCCACCAGGAAGUUGGCUGCGGCUAAGACAUCGGCGGCGGCAGCUUCGGUGACAACGGUCAACAAGAAAACAGCGGCGUUGAUAGCGGCCAACGGGUCAUCGGAUCGGUCAUCGCAACAGCAGUCGAUGUUAUCAUCGGCAACSACUGCGGAGGCCAUCGAUGAYCAGUGUUGUGAUAGCGGCGGCGGMGGMGGAGGCCGUUGUUGUCAAUCUGAUAACAGUCUGACCAGAGUUGCCGAACGGACAACAAUAGCCGCUAACCAACAACAACAACAACAACAACAGUCAUCGGAAACUGCUUACAGCGUUGAGAUUCAACUGACCAAACAUUUACUAACCGAUAAGCUAACAAUGGGUUUAUCGGUUACGGCAACAACAACAACGUCAUCAUCAGCUGCGGCCGCGGCUAAGCCGACAGAGACUACGAAAGUUUCGUCCAUUACUACUACUACUACUACUAGUACGGCUGGAAAUUUUGCAAAACCCGUAGUGUUGGCGGCCACGGCGGGUAAACCCCAACGGUUGGCCAAAACACCGAUAACUGUGACAACAACAACAACAACAACUGGUUUACCGAAAAAAUUGGUCAACGAUUCUAUGAAAAAUAGUAGUAUUAAUAUUAUUAAUUUAAAACCCGAAUCAUCAUCACUGGCCAACACAACAAGCAAUGUUACGGCGCCGCYACCGCCGGCAUCAUCACUACCACCAUCAUUGCCACCACCACCGCCACUACCGGCGCUGCCAACUAAGCGAUUGUUGGCCAACACCGCCAACACCACUAUCAACACUACUAAUCACCGAAUACCGGUACCGUCGCCGCUGGCCAGAGGCCAAUGGGUUUGCUGUUUGUGCGACGAUAUACUUGGCAAUUGGAAAUCAGUGGCCACUCAUCAUAAACCUUAUCGGUGCGAGGCCUACGAGUACGGCCGUCGCGAAAUUGUUGGCCAAUUUGGUGUCGGCGGCRGYGGCGGCGGCGGACUAGUAUUGGUUGCCGAAAGAUAUUAUUGA